AUGCAAACAAGUCAGCCUACUGAGAAUAAAACUCCAAGAAUUGAACUCGAUCAGAGCAAUGGCGUUACAGAAAAAUCAUCGGAAUCAGUAUCUUUGAACAAAGAAAUAAUAAGUUCAAGUUUGUGUUAUGUAAACGAAACAAUUGACGGGUUAUCAUAUGCCCCAGCUAAAUUUAUUUGCAAUGACAGACUGCUAACGAAUAUCGAUGCACUGAAGGGGUUUAUAUUUUUGCGCUACAUUAACGUAGGAUUCAAUCGUAUAACUAAUUUAAGAGCAUUAUAUGGUUUAAACAAUCUGAUUGUGUUAAGAGCAUCAUAUAAUGAAAUAGAAGAAUUUCCUUGUGGAAACUGGCCCACGUUAACACACUUAGACUUAAGAAAUAAUUGUAUUAAAAGGCUGACAACUGUAAAUUACCCGAGAUUGUUGGUUCUAUUCCUUGACAAUAAUCAGUUACGUAGUUUGACCAGUCAAACUGAUGGAUCAUGUUAUUUAAAUGAUUAUAGUGUACCGAAAUUGCAUACUCUCGGAUUAUCACAUAAUUUACUUGAGGUAGAAGACACUACAAUAACUGAUUCUAAUAUCAAUAUAGCGAUUGGAUUAGAAUUGAAAAAUCUAAAAGCAUUAUAUCUUGGUUAUAACAAACUAAUUAGUUUUGGAAAUUAUAAAUUAAAAAAUGGAAAUGUACAAAAUUUACCAAAUGAACUAAAAUACACUACUAAUGAUCAAAAAGGGCAAAUUUAUAAUUACAAUUCCCUAAUUGGAUAUCUUCCAAAUCUAUCUGUUUUACACAUAAGAAGUAGUGGGUUAAUCAAUCUGGAUGGAAUAACACCUGAAUGUUUACCAAGAUUAGAAUAUUUAAAUGUUAGGGAAAAUCAAAUCGGCAGUUUAGAAGAAAUAAAGAAACUAUCUAACCUCCAGUGUUUACGUACAGUGAUUUUAACAGAUAAUCCAGUUUAUGAUGUCAAAGAUUACCGACUAGAAGUUCGCAUAUCUAUACGAUGGAAGAAAAUGAAGAGGCCGAUGAAUUGGCUAUUCAAAGAAUGCAACCAACCUAAUUUUCAAAAUGAACGUGGAUCAACCUUUUAUGAGCGUUUGUCAGUUUUCCAGGAAACAUCUUUAAAAGUUUUUCAAGCGUUUACAUGUAUAUUUUUACUCCAACACUUCAAAUAA
Molecule: messenger RNA, 1170 nt
Organism: Schistosoma curassoni
Lineage: Eukaryota; Metazoa; Platyhelminthes; Trematoda; Strigeidida; Schistosomatidae
Source: the annotation of a GenBank genome assembly